Molecule: messenger RNA, 1824 nt
Organism: Symbiodinium necroappetens
Lineage: Eukaryota; Dinophyceae; Suessiales; Symbiodiniaceae
Source: the annotation of a GenBank genome assembly
AUGGAUAGCGCGUCUCUUGUGCAGUUUGCGUCGGCGCUGCAAAAGCAUCGAGACAGUAUUUCAGGCAGCCACACCUUUGUGAUGUACACGGUACCUGCCGAUGCUUUCUUGCAGAUGACAGAAGUCAAGACGCACGAGGAGCUCACAGACGCCGGUGUGCUUUCAGAGUUUGAUGAGAGCCUGGGAAAGGCAAUGUUCGUGUCGCACCAGUGGCUGAGUGACACCCAUCCUGACCCAGACUUCCAGCAGCUGAAAGUUCUGCAGGAUACGCUAAGGAAUAUCGUUGCCGGAACCAGCUCAAUUUCUGAAGCUUUGUUGUCAGAAAUCAUUUAUGGUCGAAGAAGAUGCCCUCCACCCGGCGACUUCGCAUCCGGCCAUCUCCACAUUUGGUAUGACUACUUUAGCAUCCCACAAAGCCACGAUCAACGAGCAUCUCAGGGCCGUCAGACAGCCAUUCAAAGCAUCCCAACAUAUGUGGCAAGAUGCGAGUUCUUUGUCGUGCUAUGCCCGGCUUUGGAGCACAGAGAUCAGAAGCGGACUUUGAGCCAUGCCACUUGGGGCGAAAGGGGGUGGUGUCGCACAGAGAGAGUUGCACGCGAACUCUCCACCCACAGAGGUGGCUACGUCAUCAUUGUGGAGAGCGCCGCGCACCAGACGCUGCUGUGGAAAGGACUAAGCAUGAGGGAUGCACCUGGUGAAGGAGAGUUUACGCUUGAUGGUGACCGAGUGUGGAUCGGUCGUAUUGUUACUCAGAUGGUUUGGUCCAAGCUUUUCUAUUACCUCGAGCAUCGACAGUUUCACAACUACCGAUUCCUUCUGAACGCACAAACGGCGCAGUAUUUCCGUUCCCUUGACGUGGAGCCCAUUGACGGCCUUGUUCCGGGAUUCCACACUGAGACCGACCCGAGUGUUGACUGCAAGGGCUUCAUGCUGGAACAUUUCCUGCAUCAGAACGGCCUCAGGAGCAUCUUCGAGCGGGAUGAUGCAGGGUGGCCGCCCAUUUGCUUUGCAGCGAUGAGCAACAACGUCGUUGUGCUGGAAGCGCUUCUUGACCGAAAGGUGGAUAUCAACCAGGCUACGACAAAGCCCGCAACAGAAGCCAAUCUUCCUGCCAAGCUGACGGCUCUGGGAGUGGCUGCCUUUCUUCGCAACAAUGAAGCUGUCGAGCUGCUUCUGUGCGCCAGGGCCCACGUGAACUACAAGGAUUCUUAUGGUGGCAAUGCUCUCCAUAUCGCAUGUGCCGGGGACAAUCCACACGCAGUACGUCUACUCUGCCGUGCUCGUGCCAACGUGAAUCAGCAGUGCAUUCCACAAAUGAGCCCUUUUAUAGUCUCGUGUGCAUGCGCAAGUCGGUAUGCCAUGAAGGAGAUGCUCACUCUGAAUCCAGGUUUGAGUUUGCGACAUUGCCUACACAUCGCACUUAUGCUCGCUGGAGGUGGCGCUGCCAACGUCGUUUCCGAUUUGCUCGAGGCUCGGGCAAAUGUGAAUGAACAGUUCCGAGUGCAUAUCCGCGAGCCCGGGUGGUGGCUUCUGAUGAAUGUCAUGGGUGUGAGGCAUCGGGUAAGCCCUUCCAGACUGACUCUGCUAGCUUAUCAUCAUUGCGAUGCUACGCCGCUGAUGUUCAGCAUUCUGAGUGGUUCUCUGGAUUCUGUGUCCUCCCUGCUGUCAGCUCGAGCCCGAGUAGACAUCCAAAAUUACCGCAAGAGCACGGCAUCCGAUCUGGCACGCCAGAUGCUGGCGCCAUCGUGGUUGAUCGAGGUCUGUUCUACUAAAGGCCAGCAAGACACCGAGACCUUUGCCGAGAGUGACACGUUUUUCAUUUGA